Molecule: messenger RNA, 1029 nt
Organism: Ilex paraguariensis (yerba mate)
Lineage: Eukaryota; Viridiplantae; Streptophyta; Magnoliopsida; Aquifoliales; Aquifoliaceae
Source: the annotation of a GenBank genome assembly
AUGCCAACAGUGAGAAGAGUGAAGCUGGGCUCACAAGGUCUGGAGGUAUCAGCUCAAGGACUGGGUUGCAUGGGCAUGUCCUCCUUCUACGGCCCUCCUAAGCCCGAAGCCGACAUGAUCACUCUCAUCCACAAUGCCAUCGACAGUGGCAUUACCUUCUUCGACACUGCCGAUGUCUACGGCCCUCACACCAAUGAAGUUCUCCUUGGCAAGGCUUUGAAGGGAGGGAGGAGAGAGAAGAUGCAGGUGGCUACUAAAUUCGGGAUCGGGUGGAAGGAGGGGAAGAUGGAAGUGCAUGGUGAUCCGGCGUAUGUACGGGUGGCCUGCGAUGCUAGCUUGAAACGGCUUGACAUUGAUUGCAUAGAUCUCUAUUACGCCCAUCGAAUUGACACUCGUGUGCCCAUAGAAGUCACGAUGAAUGAACUUAAGAAGCUGGUUGAAGUGGGUAAAAUAAAAUAUAUUGGUCUAUCGGAGGCCUCUGCCACAACAAUUAGAAGAGCUCAUGCUGUUUAUCCUAUAUCAGCCAUUCAGCUGGAGUUGUCCUUGUGGACAAGAGAUGUGGAGGAAGAAAUAAUUCCUACCUGCAGAGAACUCGGCAUUGGCAUUGUUGUAUACAGUCCUCUAGGACAAGGAUUCUUCUCCUCAGGUCCCAAGGUUGUUGAGAACUUGUCUAAGGAUGAUUUCCGAAAGCUUCUUCCACGGUUCCAACCUGGAAAUCUCGAGCAUAAUGGAAACGUAUUUGAUCGAAUAAACGAAAUGGCAGCAAGAAGGUCAUGCACACCAUCACAGCUAGCUCUGGCAUGGAUCCAUCAUCAAGGCAACGACGUAUGCCCGAUUCCAGGCACGACGAAGAUCGAAAACCUCAUCAAGAACAUUGGAGCUUUAUCAGUAAAGCUAACACCUGAAGAAAUGGCUGAACUUGAAUCCAUUGCUUCAGCGGAUGCCUUUAAGGGUGACAGAUAUGGAGGCAUGUCGGCUACAUGGAAGGAUUCUGAGACUCCACUCUUGUCUUCAUGGACUGCUAAGUAA